AUAAUGCGAGUCGAUCCUGGAAUACGCAUUGAGCGUGUGCCGAAGGAGAAGGAGAUUGCAAACAUCAAGAUACCAUGUUCUUUCUCCGACGAUGGUUCUCUCUCCGAUGAUGAAGUCGAUCCGCCUUCUCCUAAGAAGCCAAAGAUUGAAGAGGAAGAAGGAGAUGACGUAGGAAGUAAGAGCGAUUCCGGAAACAGCAGUCCUAAAUGGGACAUCGCCAGAGAAGCGGCAUACGAUAAGUACAUGGCGUAUGUCGAAGAGCAUCAAGGGUUUGAUGUGAAUCUGGACCUUCUUCCUCCAUUUGGUUUUCCCGGGUACCUUGGCAUUUAUCCUGUGGACUUUGGAGAUCGCGGAUCUACAUUAUCGGUUAAAGAGGCCACAUUCCUCGCCAUUAAGAGAUACAAUCAACGUGCUCAGGGUUGACAGUUGGAAUUAGAUAAAAUAAUAAAGGUUAAUGGAAGCGCAACCAUAUACUAUAUACUACGUAACUUUUUUGGCUAAAGAAGUUAACACUGGGAAAUACAGAAACUAUCAAACAAAGGUGUUCCAUAUGCUCUGGGCUGGUGGACGCAAAGUUCGUACUAGAGUUUUCUUUGUGAGGCCAGAACCAGAACCAGGUACCCGAAAAGAAGGGAAUGCAAUAAACGUAAUACGAAGUAUGCUAUAUAUGUAUAUGUAUGUAUACGUGUGUGUGUGUGUGUCUCCCUUAUAUAAUAAGAGCCAUCUCCGGUUAGCAUAGUUCUUUUUCCGCUAACUCAAGUCAUAUAUUUGUGUUGCAAGCAUAAUUAUCAUGGCGCACGGCGAACGUCAUGGUGCAGGGGCCGUUUACCAUGGCGAUGGUGAUGGCGCAAUUGUGGCGAUAGGGCAAUUCACUAAAACUAAGAAGUAUAUAUAUGACCUAUAGAAAUUGUAGUAGUAUGACUUAACCACCAAUAAAAGAGAUAUAACCAAACUAAUACUUCGUACCAUAAUACAUACUUCAAUAUACAUAAUCCUCCUACAUAACAUACAGUAUAGUAGUAUACAUACAUAUUAUACACAUAAUAUAACAUACAUAAUAUAUCGCUUGUAAUGCAUUAACAUGUAGGCCGAGUGAUAAGGAACCCACAUAUUCCAGCCAACACAUCAACAACCAUGAUGAAAUAAAGAUAAGGAUGAUAUGUAUAGCAGAAUAAUAUAGUAUUAACUCGAGAAAAAAUACUAUAAGUCUUAACCGGUUAAGAGAAGUCCAAGAAGAAAGGAGAAAAUAAUAACUGUUCAUACUCUAGAAAGACCAUAACCUGACGUGCGAAGUCCGUAGGCAGUCGCAGAGAGAAGGGGAGAAUGACUUCUUGAUAAAGAAGAUGAAAUUGAGUUGGACUUGAGAAGUGCACGACGGCUUAUGGACACUUCGAUAGCCGCAGGUGUGAUUUUUUAUAGCUCUGGCGCAGCUAGGCGCAACUGAUGCGCGCUUCUUUAAACUUUUAAGCGUACAAAUAAGGCUCUAAGUAAUAUGGGCCUUAAAAAAUCCAAAAAAGCGCAUAAAUAUAGCGCAUAUGGCGCAUGCGAUGGCGAAGCCGCAUACAUGGCGAUGCCACAGAUAAACGCAUCGCCAGACCCCGGUAUUGUGGCGAAGCCCUCUACGAAUGGCGAUCGUCAUUUGUGUCAUCGACUACUCUGGUCGCAAGAUUUCCAAUCUCGUCAACUUGAAUAGUUUGAUAGUUGAUACUUUGGUUUUUUUUCUAUUAAGUGCAGCAACUGUAUAUUGGGUGAUGUUUUUUAAUUGUUGCUAGGGUACAUUUGGGUAAUUACUUAACUGUAACUAUUUUGUCACUGGAUUGGCCAACCUGAUUCUCUUAUAUUUUUCUGGAACUAUUUGCUUCAAUUCUGAAUCAUUUUCAUUUACCCCAGUGCCGCAAAGGCUCCCAACUACGGUGGGGUAGGGGGGUCGGAUGUAUUCCGGAUGACCCAUAGUGAAAAUCGCGUUCAAAUUUGCAUGGACUGACCGUUGCUCCAUAACAAAGAAGCGCAGACAGAUUAGUGAGCCAUUUUGCUUUAUUCCGAAUCAAAUGUGCAAUAAAUAUUGCGAGACACGUGAUUCUUCUUCACUUUUAUACAUGAUGUAUUUGUGUUGUAAGAUUUCCAAUCUCGGCAACAUGUUUUCGUGAAUAGCUUGAUAGUUUAUACUAACAACUUCUGUGUUUUGUCUAUUAAGUGCAGCAACUGUGUAUUGGGUGAUGUUUUUCAAUAGUUGCUAGGCUACAUUUGGGUAAUUACUUAACUGUAACUAAUUUGUCACUCUUUGUGGAAAGGAAUGAAAGGGGAGGAGGUGGAGGUGGAGGUGGAGGUGGACGAGGAUGUAGAUGGUGAUGGAGAUGUAUUUGUGAAAAAUAAUUAAUACGGAAGUAACAUGUGCAGACACCAACAACACACAAGCUAGUGUGCUAUUUAUUGGCGGUUAAUCAAACUGUGUUUGUUAGAUGUUUGGUAGUGUUAGAACUAUUUAUCAUCUCACAAUUAAAUUGCUCUAUUUAUGAUCUAAUUGGGCAAAACAGAGUUGUUUGUAUUUUCUAGUUAAUAGAAGAAUAUGCUUCUUCAAGAUUCAUGAAUUACCCAGAUACUUAACAUUAUGAUCUUAGAUUCAUGCUUCUUUUGUCUGAUUGAGG
This is a messenger RNA of Cuscuta europaea, 2645 nucleotides long. The record is from the annotation of a GenBank genome assembly. NCBI's taxonomy places the organism in Eukaryota, Viridiplantae, Streptophyta, Magnoliopsida, Solanales, Convolvulaceae.